This is a messenger RNA of Lottia gigantea (owl limpet), 252 nucleotides long. RefSeq lists its product as hypothetical. The annotation marks the transcript as partial. The record is from RefSeq and is a predicted model, not a curated record. The transcript has a single exon. Lineage: Eukaryota; Metazoa; Mollusca; Gastropoda; Lottiidae.
UGUGAUUUGAUUUCCCAAGAUAUUGUUGCUAUCAUUGGCAUCACUAACGCUUCUUCCUUGUCAACCAUUCAGUCUUACAGCAACACUUUCAAUAUUCCUUUUAUCAGUAUUGGUUCCACCCACAACUUUACAUUACCGUCACCGUUUCAAAUAUAUCUUAGACCAGCCUAUAUGGGAGCUAUUGUCGACAUCCUGGAGUUUUACCAAUAUACUAAAGCUUUAUAUAUUUAUGACACGGAUGAAGGUCUGUAA